This is a messenger RNA of Gavialis gangeticus (Gharial), 3132 nucleotides long. RefSeq names its product solute carrier family 16 member 5 (gene SLC16A5). Gene Ontology annotation, molecular function: monocarboxylic acid transmembrane transporter activity. The record is from RefSeq and is a predicted model, not a curated record. Bases 465 to 1997 code for a protein of 510 amino acids. Gene Ontology annotation, biological process: monocarboxylic acid transport; transmembrane transport. The transcript has 5 exons. NCBI's taxonomy places the organism in Eukaryota, Metazoa, Chordata, Crocodylia, Gavialidae.
GCAUCAGUCAGAGUUGGCAAUUGUACUCCCUACUGUUUCAUUCUGCUGGCCCCCAAGAGAGGGACCCUGGGAGCUAACCCAGGUUUGCCUUUAAGGCUUAAACAGGAAAGUGAGAAGAACAGGGAGUUGCCUAAAAUAGCUGGCAAAGAGGAUUUGCAUAAAGCUUCCUAGUAUAGCUAGCCUGCCCUACUCAGUAGAGCUGUGUAUGUUUUCUAUUACUCUUGGCGUUUGCAUAAUUUUGGUUCGCUCCUCCACAGGAGGAUUCUGUGACCUUAGCUCCCACCCGGUAAGGGGACUCUGACUGCCGAGGGUAGAAGGGAAAACAAGCGAUGGGAGGGAGCCGGCAAGGGCAAUUCAUACCUCACGGAGGUGGAGCCACUUCUAUACCUGGCCAUGUGCAAAGCCUUGUGAAAUAAAAGGGGAAGGCAGCACUUUCCCAAGGAGGCUGGUGCUGGGAGUCUGCAAUGAGAGGAAGUUGUUGUGAAACACGCAAGACAAACAGCCGUGGUUGUAGAAGGUCAGCUUGGCAGAAGGUAAAAGCAGACAUGUCCGGAGGGGGAGCAGUGCAUGGGACUUCCAAGGCACAGGACCGAGGAUGGGCCUGGAUCGUUCUGGCGGCCACUGUGCUGGUUCAGGGGCUAACACUGGGCUUCCCCUCUUGCAUUGGGGUCUUUUUCACUGACCUGCAGCAUGAGUUCCAAGCCACCAACAGCGAAACAUCGUGGUUCCCAUCCAUCAUGACAGCAUUGUUACAUGCAGGAGGCCCCCUCUGCAGUGUCCUGGUCGAGCGAUUUGGCUGCAGGUUCACAGUGAUGCUGGGGGGUCUGCUCAGUGGAGUGGGCAUGGUGUCCAGCUCUUUCUCCAAGUCCAUCAGCCAGCUCUACAUAACAGCCGGCUUUAUCACGGGCCUGGGAUCAUGUUUCAGCUUCCAGGCGGGAGUGACCGUGCUGGGAUACUACUUCGUGCGCCGGCAGGCCCUGGCCAAUGCCGUAGCAUCUAGUGGUGUUUCCAUUGGUCUCACGCUGUGGCCCUUGAUUUCCCAGUACUUGCUGGAUGAGAUGGGCUGGAGGAACACUUUCCUCAUCUUUGGGGGGGUGCUGUUGAACUGUUGUGUCUGUGGAGCCAUCAUGAGGCCAGUCCAGCUCGAAUCUCCUAGUCCUAGACAAGUGUCAAGGGAGACAACAGAGGGGGCACAGCUAUCCAAUGGGGCUGGCCCUCACCCAGCAGAGCCCCCGCAGCAGGGCAAGUUUGCUACUUGCUGCCGGAUGCUACAAAAGUACUUGGCCUUUGACGUCUUCUACAAAAACAAGGGUUAUCAGAUUUAUACCAUUGGUGUGACCUGGAUGGUGAUGGGCUUUGUGCUGCCUCUGAUCUACCUGGUUCCUUACGCCACCCGGAAUGGGGUAGAGGAGCGCAAGGCUGCCCUCCUCAUCUCCAUCAUUGGCUUCAUCAACAUUUUCAUGCGCCCCAUGGCUGGGCUGCUCUCAGGACUCAACAUCUUUGCUGGGAGGCGCAUCUACCUGUUCAGCCUAGCCGUGCUGCUGAAUGGCCUCAGCAACCUCAUCUGCAUCAUCUCAGCGGACUUCAGCGUGCUCGUCCUCUACUGCCUCAUCUACAGCGUGUCCAUGAGUGGCAUUGGAGCACUCGUGUUCCAGGUGCUGAUGGACGUGGUGGAGAUGGACAGGUUCUCAAGUGCCUUGGGGCUCUUCACCAUCCUGGAGAGCAUCACCAUCCUCAUUGGGCCACCACUUAUAGGUCUCCUGGUGGACCUAACUGGCCAAUUCAGUUACGUCUUCUAUGCUUCCAGCUUCUUCAUGGUGUCAGCUGCACUAUUCACGGGGCUCAGUUUCUGUGCUCUGGAGAGAAAGAAUAAGCUGAAAGAGGCCCCAAAGGGGACUGCAGACAGUCCCUCCAAAUACCAGUACACCGAAGUGCCAAGCAAGCCAGAGGCAGAGGGGCAGGCCCCUCCUGCUGUCAUGUAUAUCACCAGCAUAUGAACAAACUGGAACCCAAGGAAUCCCAGGGCCUGUGCACACAACCUCAGUGGAGGCAGGUAGGAAACAAGUGCCUGCUUUUCACAGUGACCCACAUCCUCCUUCUGCUGGGAGCUUCCACUUGCCGGGACUAUGUCACCUUCUAGACAGAAGACCCAGAGGAAGGGACUGAACCCUAACACCCCUCAUCAGCCUGCAAGCCAAAGAACAGACAGCACUUUUUUUUUUUAAUGCCUGAUGCGAAUCACAAGGCAAUGACAGAAGUCAUUUGGUGACAUCAUGGUUAAUUGAAUCUAGUUAGCUUCAAGUCUAUGACUUUUUUUUUUUUUAAAGGCCGAUUUCUUUUUCAAGUACAGCUGUUUUUAAGACCAGAAAAGCUCUGUUAGCACAUUGGCCUCUGCACUACCACAGCUUCCUGAUACCAGUGACAUUUAUCAGUCCUGGAUGAGUUACACACCAAGUCAUCUUGUUUGAACACACCCUCCUGGCAAGGACUGGAAGUGAAACUUAACCACCUCCCACAGAGGGGCAGGGAGAAACACCUUCAUUUCAGGGGAAAAGGCACUUCUGCCAUGUCCCCCAUCUCUGAAUGUGGAAGUUGUUAUACGGGUUGUAGAACUCAGGCAAGUUUCAUCUGUCAAUCGCAUCUAGGCCAAGUGGUUUUUCUUACGAGCUAAUGACCAAAAAAAUGAGCAUUCUUGCAUUUCAAGGGCAUUUUCAGGGAAACAAAGGUUUCAAACCAAACCCCAGGGAAACAGGGCAGACUCAGAGUGCUUGCAUUUUAUAGCCAGUUACUUCUCAAGUGCUUUCCUCCACACCCUCGCCCAAAAGAGCUGUAGGACAGGAUCUGACAGUUCAUGGCCAGCAUAAACAUAUUAAGACACUAAAAGAAGGACCAGCACUUAGAGAUGGACAUUUCCUUCCCUUGCCUUGUCCAGGACCAAUUAUUUGAAAAAAGUCCUGGACUUGCCAGACACAGGGCCAAUUUCAGCACUAAUGUAACACUCAGAAGGUCAGGGUCUUCUCUGGUAUAAAUAGACCUAAGUCAACCCUAGAUGAUUGGAGUUAAUGACACCCACUUUCUGAUGAAUAAGCGAGUCCACACUGAUGUAAUCUAGGAGACAAAAAGAAGUGGAAG